AUGAUUGUCUUUCUUCUCGAGGUCGUGCUUGGAUUUGUCGUUGGUGUCAUUUUGUCGUUGGUCAUUUCAUUUUUCUUGGUAUUCAAGAAGAAACCCAAAGCGACUCCGUUAGUACCAGAAGUCACACCACUCUCGUUUCCACCAACAAACCAGGCGCCCACAUUUCCCAAUAACUGGUUUGAGCAAGUCCCACUUGGUGAAGUGUCUUCCAUGUGUAUAAUACAGACUCAAAUAGAAGAGACUUCUGCUGUGAUAUCCACAGAGGGGAAACAUAUUAAUCUAGUUGUAACAAACCAAUUGUAUCAGAUACAAUUAAGUGAUGUUGAAAUAGAAAAUGUCAGCUUCUGUGGGAGGAAGUUGUCUAAAAAGAACUUUUUGCGAGUGAAGGGCAGCAAAAAGAUAUAUAAAAAUGAAAGUACUGUCCAAAUUCGGUUUAGGUAUGGCUACGAAGUUGAAUAUUGGUUCAAACUUUUCGAGGAAUUGGUGGAUAUGGCUCACAACAGAAGGGCACGAAAGAACACAGUCAACGGGUUGGGGAGAAAACAAUUCAGAGCCUUACAAGAACUUAUUUCUCUGAAAGGAACUGAACUUGAUCUUCGAGAAAAGCACUGGGCAAGCACAGUUAAUAUGAUCUUCCAAGUGUUUGCAUAUCCAUUUAUCAGUAAUGCUGAGCUAAACCAGAAAAUUAGAGACAAAUUUAAUGCAAUUCUCGAGAAGGAGGUAUGGAAGGGGUUGAAAGUGUCUGGGCUUCGGACGGGGAAGACCGCACCAUUCAUUAAAAAGCCAAAGAUUCAGUGCGAUGAUUCAUGUGGUGGUAUAUUAGUUGACGGAAAUAUUGAAUGUAUUGGGCCUUAUGGGGGUGGACUUUUGAUAGACUUGAACAUCUUUGGGAUCACGAUGUCUAUUAAUUUUGAUUUUAAUAAGAUAGAAGGUCAAGUCAGAGUUCAAAUGUUGCAAAUUCCGUCGAGCACGUUGUGGAUAUCAUUUCAUGAGUUGCCAACAUUUGAAUUAAACUAUGAAAUCAGAAUUGGACAAUAUGUGAUGGAAAAGAAUGAACUCUUUGACCAAUAUUUCUAUUUCGCUAUUUGCAAAAUUGUGUUGGACCAAUGCUACUUCCCAAAGAUGUUUCCAGUCUUAAUACCAAGCUUCUCAUUAGUCGAAUAUUUUACAAAAAGCGAGGAACUGUAUGAUUUGGGAAAAGAAGAGAAAGUUGAAAUUAAAAAGGACACUCAGCCCCCACCACUCCCUCAAAAAACAAAAAAUUUUGAAAAAGUCGAAGUUCAUUCAACUGAAGUCACAAGCGAAAAUAAAGAACUUCAAAAAGACGCGAUUACUAAUAGUGAUGUGAUCGAGAAUCACGAUAAUCAUCACGUUGACACUAUCGAAACAAAAGAAGAAGAACUCGUUCAACUCAGUAAUGAAGAAAAAGAGAAACAAAAAGUCGUUGAAUUAAAAACAGUCGACUCGCCAACAGAAGAAAAUGGCGACAAAAUAGAACAAGUCGAAACAAAGGAACAUGGUGGUGGAGAACUGUUACCAAUUUCACAAAAUGAACAAAUACAACAAAACACCCACAAGGAAAUUGAAAAAACACCGAUUUCAAACACACUCAUUAAAGAAGGGAAAGUCCGUUUACCACUAUGUCCUCCCCUUGAUAAAACAAUUGAGCCGUAUAAAGAAAACAUUGAACUCUUCUUUGAUACUACUAUGGCUCUUAGAUGUGUGGAGAGUUAUAAAAAUGCUCAAUUGACCUACUCACAACGACAGAAACCUACACUCCCAAAGAAGAUGAUACCCCCUCCAAAAGAACCACCAAUGCUCCCAAAAAAGAGUGAGGAGCUUGUCCGUUCACUUCAAAACCCUAAAUUGGAACCACCAAAAAGAUCACCACCAGCUCUCCCCAAAAAGAUGAACGAAAGCGAAUUCAAAGAAAGACCGCCUCUCCCCCCAAAAGAAAAGGAGAUGACUACAUCAACUAAACCAAAACCACCUUUACCACCAAAAAUACAAGAAAUGUUGUAA
Molecule: messenger RNA, 2022 nt
Organism: Entamoeba invadens IP1
Lineage: Eukaryota; Evosea; Mastigamoebida; Endamoebidae
Exons: 1
Coding region: 1-2022 (673 amino acids)
Cellular component (GO): endoplasmic reticulum
Molecular function (GO): lipid binding
Source: RefSeq, a predicted model, not a curated record